Lathyrus oleraceus (garden pea) is the source of this 2775-nucleotide messenger RNA. RefSeq names its product scarecrow-like protein 6. Lineage: Eukaryota; Viridiplantae; Streptophyta; Magnoliopsida; Fabales; Fabaceae. Bases 356 to 2533 code for a protein of 725 amino acids. The transcript is spliced from 2 exons. The record is from RefSeq and is a predicted model, not a curated record.
AAAUAAAUAAGCCUAAAAAAACCAAAAAAGAGAGAGAGAAAUCACUUUACCACUUUUAUAUGCUGCACGCAUCCAUCCACAGCAGAAAACACAAGGAAGACAAGAGAAAGAAAAGCUUUUCUCUUUUUGUACUGUGCACAUCACAACUCUCAUAAACAACAAACAAACAUCAGUUUUUCAAACCAUUACAUAUUUUUACAUUACACAACAAGUGAUUUAUAUAGAGAGAGACACACACAAACAACAUAGGUGUUGUUUUUGUUUUGUUUGUGUGUGUGUGAGAGAGAGAAACAAAGAAGCUGUGGAAGUGUAAAAGAAGAAGAUGAAGAACAAGAAUGAAUGAGUGAGGUGAAAGAUGAAGGCUAUGCCCUUACCUUUUGAAGAACACAUAGGAAAAGGGGUGUUGGAUUUUGGUUCAAGUGUUGGUAGUGUUGUUUCAGAUUCGUUCUUAUUUCAACAACAGCAACAACAGUUUCUACAAAGGUGGAGGGAAAAUUGUUGCUAUGCGGGCAUUGAGCCCAAUUCUGUUGAUGUUUUUGACCUCAAAAAACCAAAUCCAGAAGCCACUCCUACUUCAUCCUCAACGCUGUCUUCCUCACACGGCAGCGCCGCCGGAGGCGCUUCAGCCGAUAGCAACAACAAGAACAUACCUGAAGUUGAAGGAAAAAGAUGUGGAAUGGAAGAUUGGGAGAGUGUGUUGUCUGAAUCACCAAGUCAAGAUCAAGAUCAUUCAAUUUUGAAAUUGAUUAUGGAAGAUAUUGAAGAUGCAUCUAUGGGAUUAAGCAAGCUUUUACAAGUUGGGACUAGUAAUUCUCAUUCUCAUUCUCAGCAAGAUGUUGAAUUCAAUGGUUUUAGUUUUAUGGAUCAACAAAGUUCUGUACUUGAUCCUAUUUCUUCAAAUGUUAACAACAACAACUUUGUAACUAGCAUUGAUUCUUCGUCGGUUGUUGCUUCUACGGCUACUGAGAUUUGUUCUGAUUUCCCUUUUGGUAGAGUGAUGAAUCAAAUUCAAAACCCUAUUUUCAAUUCUUCACUCUCUCAUAGUGGUUUGUUUCAUCAUCAACAACAACCAAUUGAGUCUCUUGAUGAGAAGCUACCUCAAUUUGUUAUGAACCAAAGCCAAACUCAGUUUAUGCCUAACCCUAGUUUGGUUUUUCCUUUCACAUAUUCUCAGCUGCAAGAGAAUCAAGAGAUUCAUCCUCAGCCACCGGCGAAAAGACUCAAUUGCGGAAAUAAUUAUGAAAUUCCGAAGAUGCCAUUUUUGGAUUCUGGUCAAGAGAUGUUUCUUAGGCGGCAGCAACAUCAACAACAGCAUCAUCAUCAGCAGCAGCUUCAACUACUUCCACACCAUCUGCAGCAGAGGCCAAUGGCGCCGAAGCAGAAAAUGGGGAACCCUGGAAGCGGCGGCGGCGAAGAUGCGGCAGGGAACAAUCAGUUCCAGCAAGCUAUAAUUGAUCAGCUUUUCAAGGCUGCAGAACUUAUAGAAGCCGGUAAUCCGGAACUCGCGCACGGGAUAUUGGCGCGGCUCAAUCACCAAAUUUCUCCCAUUGGGAAGCCUUUUCAAAGGGCUGCUUUCUAUUUCAAGGAGGCAUUACAAUUGCUUCUUCAAUCGAAUGUCAACAGCAACAACAACAACAGCUUUUCGCCUACGGGGCUAUUGCUCAAGAUUGGUGCUUAUAAAUCAUUCUCAGAAAUCUCACCGGUUCUGCAGUUUGCUAAUUUCACUUCCAACCAAGCAUUGCUUGAAGCUGUGGAAGGUUUCGAUCAAAUUCACAUAGUAGAUUUUGAUAUCGGUUUCGGUGGACAAUGGUCUUCUUUUAUGCAGGAGUUAGCACUCAGGAACGGCGGUGCACCUUCACUUAAGAUCACUGCAUUUGUUUCACCCUCUCACCACGACGAAAUCGAGCUUAGUUUCACUCACGAGAAUCUGAAACAAUAUGCUGGUGAAAUUAACAUGUCCUUUGAGCUUGAGAUUCUGACACUCGACUCUCUGAAUUCUGUAUCAUGGCCGCAGCCACUUCGCGACUGCGAAGCAGUUGUUGUUAACUUGCCUAUUUGCUCUUUCUCAAAUUACCCUUCGUACCUUCCUUUGGUGCUUCGAUUCAUGAAGCAGCUCAUGCCAAAAAUUGUGGUUACGUUGGAUAGGAGUUGCGAUCGAACCGACGCACCGUUUCCUCAGCAUAUGAUUCUCGCUAUCCAGUCUUAUUCGGGUUUGCUCGAGUCACUUGACGCUGUCAGUGUUAACGUUCACCCAGAUGUACUUCAAAUGAUCGAGAAAUACUAUCUUCAACCAGCCAUUGAGAAGCUUGUUUUGGGCCGUCUGCGUUCACAGGACCAAACACUUCCUUGGAAAAAUCUUCUCUUGUCGUCGGGGUUCUCACCAUUGACGUUUAGUAACUUUACCGAGUCACAAGCCGAGUGUUUGGUGCAGAGGAUUCCCGGCAGGGGAUUCCACGUCGAGAAGAAGCAGAAUUCACUCGUGUUAUGCUGGCAAAGGAAGGAUCUCAUCUCGAUUUCAACUUGGAGAUGCUGAGAAUCGGAAGAACAAUGCUGCUUGCACCUUUGAAGCUGCAAUUAGGUUUUUAAAAUGAAAAGGUGCUUCAUAACUUUACUACUACUGUGUUGAUUGAUCCUUUUCCUUAAUUUGCCUUGGCUUUAUGAUUCAAUGCUAAUUUGUCUAUGUUUAGGAUUUGUUAUUUCCACUAAUGAUGGAAGUAAACGUAUUAUGUCUUUAAUUAGCAACUGAAUGGCAAUUUAUGAGCUCUUUUAUGUGUA